AUGGCCAAAUCAAACGUCAAUAAUAUACCAAUUCCUGAUAAUUCUGGCGCCACCUCCUCCUGUAAUAGUCAAUUGUUCAAUGACACUGAAUCAGGAUUUAAUAUUUUUAUUUAUUAUGACAUUGGUGCCAAUUAUACUGAUGGAACUGUUCCGGAUCAGCCCACUGGUGUUAACUUCCAAAUUUCUGCAAAUAAUUCAUUCCCAGAUGAUUCACUUCCGACAUUGUUAUCAUACCCAAUCUUGAUGUUCAUUGAUCAAGAUUUAGUUACUAGUGUUGUUAAUCAACCUGGAUCAAAGUUCGCUGAUGUUUUUGCUUCUGAUAGCACUAAUGAAUACGUGCUUUCACCAUACCAGAGGCAAGUUUUAUUUUUUGAUCGAGUUCUAUAUUCACAGCUUGAUCCAGCUUCAAAGAGAGGCGUUUUAUCUGUUGCAAAAAAAUCAAAAAAGCUUGCGUUUACCUUUUUUGGGCUUUCAUCAAGACUCCAAAAUCUUAGCCCGCUAAACCCGCAAACUAUUAAUCCAUCUCUAUUUACGGCUACUUUGGAAGUGUAUAAUCAAUCAUCAACCUUAACUUCUUAUAAGGAAACAGAGUAA
Molecule: messenger RNA, 594 nt
Organism: Dentiscutata erythropus
Lineage: Eukaryota; Fungi; Glomeromycota; Glomeromycetes; Diversisporales; Gigasporaceae
Source: the annotation of a GenBank genome assembly